UGUUUCCUUGUGCCGUGUCUUAUUAGCACGAAGCUUUAUACUUCUAGCAAGACGUAGCUGUACAACCGUGCUACUUGAUCAUGCGCGCACCCACCCCAGAAAACAAACGCACUUGUAAGAUAGGUCCACAUCAGCCAAAUGCCAUCCAAUAACUCACAUAAACCCCCAGAAACAAAAGAAACCCGCAAGCACUUGACACAACCAGCCUGUUAUAGAUUUCCAAUCCGGAAGGCGGUGAACGUAAACCCACUGGGCCUGACAUCACCUCGGCGAAGUGACGGACUUCCCCGAGGCCGGACAUAUCCUCCCCUCGUAACUAAUCAUUCAACCAAUUCAACUCACACAACCCCGCCAACCUCCAAUUCAAUCCAGAAGGGAAAAAAAAUGAUCGCCAAACGCCCCUUGACAUCUCUUCUCGCCCGCGGCGUGCAAACCGCCUCGCGCACUUCCACCCCCGCAUUCGCACCUACCAUCCUCUCGAGCUCGAGAUCGUUCAGCUCGAGAUCUCUUCCGAGGAAGAGCGCAAGAUGGACGCCGGGUCAGAUCCAGGAACAAAAGCCCAGACAGUAUCCUAGUCAGUCAAUUCGAUGGAAGAGCAGCGGCGAGAGUUCUAUGAGACAGUGGGGAUUUGAAGAUAUCAACGCUUCCCUCCCCUCAACCUCCCCCUCGUCGCCCCCCUCCACGCCCCAGAAAGCCCUCAUCCUCGUCGACGUCCGCGAACCCGCCGAGCUAACCGCCACGGGGGUGAUCCCGUCCGCCGUAUGCGUCCCUCUCGCAUCGCAGCCCGACGCGCUAUUCUUGACGCCCGACGAAUUCGAGACGCGGUUCGGGUUCCCGAAGCCCGGGGCGGUCGAGGGCCAGGAGACGGGCGAUAUCGUGUUCUAUUGCAAGGCUGGGGUCAGGGCGAGAGCGGCGGCACAGUUGGCCGUUAAGGCUGGGUAUGAUCCUGAGAGGGUGGGUGUUUAUGAGGGAAGUUGGUUGGAUUGGGCUGGGAAGGGCGGAAGGGCGGAGAAGUGGGAGGGGGAGGAUUAUGAGUAG
Molecule: messenger RNA, 1038 nt
Organism: Aspergillus melleus
Lineage: Eukaryota; Fungi; Ascomycota; Eurotiomycetes; Eurotiales; Aspergillaceae
Gene: RDL2
Product: rhodanese-like domain-containing protein
Exons: 2
Coding region: 139-1038 (299 amino acids)
Cellular component (GO): mitochondrion
Molecular function (GO): thiosulfate-cyanide sulfurtransferase activity
Source: RefSeq, a predicted model, not a curated record